AUGGCCAUUUUCAAAAACCCGUUUUCGUCGUCCAACAAGGAGCCGUCUGCGUCGAAUGAGCCCGAGCGAUUCGUCGUGAUGCCUAUCCCGGACACCCAUCAGCCCGUUCCUGGCACAUACGAGGCCAACGGUAGCGCGCAGCAGGUGCCCCCAGCGACCACCCAACCCGUCCCAACCCUGAUCCCCGCGCACGACAACCCGGUCGUCGCGCCUCGAAGCGAAGACAUCGAUGCCGUCCCGGAGCCUCCGAAGACGAAGGACGAGAGCACGCCCCUGCCACCCCCUACCACCUCGUCGUUCAUCGCCCCUACACGCUCCCCAAAAAAAACAACAUCCAAGUCGCCAAUCACCGGUAACGAGCCCCUGAGCCGGGACUACUCCCCGGCCUCGAAAGCGGGCUCGAUCAGCAGCCCUUCCCGCGACGUCCCCUCCGCCCGCUCUAGGCGCCGCAUCGUGGCCCCAGGCGAGAGCAGCGAUUCCGAGAUCGAAGGCAGCGACGCCCGCGUAACCGCCCUUCGCCGCAACAACAGCUCCAAGAGCGCUAAAAGCCGGCGUUCGAGCGCGCCGUCCGCGCGCCUCGCUGCUGUGUCCGCGUUCAGCGAUACCUCGGACGACGACCGCCUCUCUCGAUCCCGCUCUUUGGGGCAGCGGCGCUCUCGACGGGCGAGCACGGUUCACACCUCGCGCACGAAUGAUAGCACGCUGAACGGCGGGACGUUCGCCAACGGUGCCGGCAUGAUCGGCCCGAACGCCGAACUGGACGAGGAGACGCGCUCGGUGUUCCGGGAGCGUUCGGCGAGCGUGUCGCGCACCCUGAGCCAGAAGCAGCACAAAAAGCUUGCGAAAGAGGAAGCCAAAGAUGGAAAGAGGCUUUCCAAAAUCAUCCAGAGGGAGGCGAAGGACGAGAAGAAGGCGCUUGCUAUCGCGAUGAAGGAGCUUGCAGAGUUGCAGAAGAUGCAGGGCUCGGCUAUCAAGGAGGACGAGAAGGCGCACCACGCACAUGCUAAGGCUAUGAAGGCCGCGCACAAGGAAGAGCUCCAGUGGCUCGAGGCCCAACGUCGGCACGAGCUGAUGCAAACCGAGCUACGUAUCAAGACAGAGGCGUACGAGUCCAGCCGGCAACACGCGCAGCGGAUUACGGAGCUCGUACAAGAGAAGAACCGCGAAGUAGAGCUGUUGAGGCUUCAGAAGGGUGCCGACAACCGCGAGCGAGAGGCAAGGAUUGCGGUAUUGAAGGGCAAGGCAUGAGAAGCGCCCGCGUGUUCGUCGAUCCCCGGUACUGUGGUCUAUAUCUGUGCUUCAGUAAUUUUUUGUAUGAUAAAGCAUUGUAUAUUAGCAAACAAUCUUGAAUGUUGAAUGUACUAGCAGACAG
Messenger RNA from Punctularia strigosozonata HHB-11173 SS5, 1372 nucleotides. RefSeq lists its product as uncharacterized. The transcript has 4 exons. Bases 1 to 1248 code for a protein of 415 amino acids. Lineage: Eukaryota; Fungi; Basidiomycota; Agaricomycetes; Corticiales; Punctulariaceae. The record is from RefSeq and is a predicted model, not a curated record.